GUGGGGAGCCGGCCGACCCCCGCAGCCUGGGGAAGUUCUAGAAGUGAGGGGGAUGGGCAGGAAUCCCGCAAUCCGGUCCUACUCCCGCUCGGCCUUUACCUGGCGCCCCUUCUCGCCAAUGAGGCCGGGUCGCGGGCCUGGGCUUGGUGUUUCACCCCGACCCCACCUCUGGCCCGGCCCGCGCGCCUCUUCAGCCCCCAGGGCCGGGCCUGCCCUCCACCCCCACAAACUGGUUUCUCUGCUUUGCUGGGCUCUGUUGGAACUAGUCCCUGUGACUCCCCGCUUCCAUUUAUUUUCCCGGGGCUUUAUUUUGCGGGGAGGGCACAGAGGAGAGUGGCUUUCUUCCUCUACCCCGCGCCAGCGCGCGCCAGGUUCCUGCCCCAAGGCGGGCUUGGGUGCCCCCUCUGGCAGGAAGUGGGGCCGGGUGCACCCGCGUGGCGGUGCAUGCGGUCGGGGUGCACCGGUUUCCCGCGCCUGCUCGAGCGCCCCUCCCCCCGCGCAUUCUGGCCCCUGGUCCCGCCGGUGGACCAGCAACGGCCAAGCGCAGACACUUGCAGAGUCACCCCGAGGCCGAGUGUGGGGAAGGGGGCCACAGGGACUUCACCAAACCGCCCCGGCGGCAUCUCAGCCAUCGCUCCUCCACCUGCUCCGUAGAGAAGGGAAGAUGAGCGAGUCGAGUUCGAAGUCCAGCCAGCCCCUGGCCUCCAAGCAGGAAAAGGACGGCACUGAGAAGCGAGGGCGGGGCAGGCCGAGAAAGCAGCCUCCGACCCUCCUGAGACCCCAGCAGAAGUGGGGACCAAGCCUCAGUGUCCCUCUGCUCACGCAGAAGGAGCCCAGCGAAGUGCCAACACCUAAGAGACCUCGGGGCAGACCAAAGGGGAGCAAAAACAAGGGCGCUGCCAAGACCCGGGAGAAGGAGGAAGAAGAGGGCAUCUCGCAGGAGUCCUCCGAGGAGGAGCAGUGACCGGGCCACCUGCUUCCUCACUGAGGAGCCAUUUCCUUCUGGGACUGGACAGCUCCGCUCCCACUGCCCCGCCCCCUCCCCCAGCCACCACCACCCAUCCGCGCCCGCCUGCACCGCCACACUACACAGCACACCAGCCGGGCCCUGGUGGCCCGAGUGGGGAGUUUUCCUUUGGUUUCGGUCCCCAGCACCCCUCACCCUCACGUGCAUCCCCCCAGCCUCCUGACAAAGCUGACGUCCCACUUAGCCGCACCCCAUGCCUGCUGCGUCCCUGCUCCCUGGGUGGUGGGGGCAUUGCUGACUGGGCUCCUGGUUUAGGGGGUCCCUUCCCCACUCUUACCUCUGGCUUCCCAUUAGGGGGCCUGGGAGGGUUCCCCUGGCCUUAAAGGGGCCUGAGCCCCAUCUCACUCUGACAUGCCCACUCCACUGUCCUGGCAGCAGCACCUGUGGCCAUGGAUAGGGUUGUUUGGCCCCAAGAUGCCCCAACCAACCUGUGUCUCACCAGGUGCGGCUCACACCCACUUUCCUUCCUUCCACGAGGCCCUAGCCCUGCACUAGGUUGAACAGCGCCCCCCUGGGGCACAGGAGGGAAGGCAGGAGGGGUGUGAGCCCCUGGCCCCAUCUGCUUCCACUCUAGGCCUCCAGUUUCCUCCCCCUCACAUGGGGCACUAACAAGGAGCUAGCCUUGCCCGCUCCCACCCCCUGCUCCUCCCCACCCCCCAAGGUUCUGGUUCCAUCUUUCCUCUGUUCACAAACUACCUCUGGACAGUUGUGUUGUUUUUUGUUCCAUGUUUCAUUCUUAGACAUCUGUCAUUGCUGCUGCUACCAGCGCCAAAUGUUCAUCCUCACUGCCUCCUGUGCUGCCCACACUCCCCUCCAAGAUGCUCUUGGGAAGGAGCCAGGGGCAAAGCAGGCUGGGAAUCGACUGCCCCAGUCCCAGGGAAGUGGGGGCUCUGCCCCUAGGAUGCUGCAGCUGAGUGAGCGGGGCCUGUGUUGACAGCGGAGAGUGUAGGGCCACCUUCUCCCCGUUCUGCCGGGAGGAGGUAGCCGUUAUUUGUCCCAGCCUGGGCCCCUCCCUCUGGUUUCCUACUUGCAGUUACUUGAAUAAAAAUAUAUCCUUUUCUGGA
Myotis davidii is the source of this 2091-nucleotide messenger RNA. RefSeq names its product high mobility group AT-hook 1 (gene HMGA1). Gene Ontology annotation, biological process: regulation of DNA-templated transcription. NCBI's taxonomy places the organism in Eukaryota, Metazoa, Chordata, Mammalia, Chiroptera, Vespertilionidae. Gene Ontology annotation, cellular component: nucleus; chromatin. The record is from RefSeq and is a predicted model, not a curated record. Gene Ontology annotation, molecular function: transcription coregulator activity; DNA binding. The transcript is spliced from 5 exons. Bases 53 to 964 code for a protein of 303 amino acids.